Trichogramma pretiosum is the source of this 1236-nucleotide messenger RNA. RefSeq names its product U7 snRNA-associated Sm-like protein LSm11 (gene Lsm11). The record is from RefSeq and is a predicted model, not a curated record. Gene Ontology annotation, molecular function: U7 snRNA binding. NCBI's taxonomy places the organism in Eukaryota, Metazoa, Arthropoda, Insecta, Hymenoptera, Trichogrammatidae. The coding region runs from base 250 to 918 and encodes 222 amino acids. The transcript has a single exon. Gene Ontology annotation, biological process: mRNA 3'-end processing by stem-loop binding and cleavage. Gene Ontology annotation, cellular component: U7 snRNP.
GUUAUUUUCGAUAAAAAAUUUAAGAAAAAAAGUAAUUGCAAUUAGUUGCAUUAUUGGUGUAAGACAGAAAAGAAUUUGGCAUAUCAUCGAAAUACCUAUAUGUAAUAUGGUCGCGCUUGAAUCAGAAUCAUAUACGCUCCGUCGUCCGCUCCGACUCCGACAUUACACGCGCAGCAGCCCGCGCGGUCGGAGCCAUGAAGCUUGGCUCUCAGUGUGUCAGUUGUCAAAUUUCUCCACACACACACAAGCAUGGAAGAAGAUAACAAUUCUUCCAACGACAGUACAGACGCUUACAGUGAAAAGUUCGACGCGCUGAAAGCUUUGACCAGACCCAACGUGCGUAUCCCAGUUCCGGACGCGCCAAUUUACGACAAUCUCAGCAAAUUCGAAUCGGUGGCACUCAAAGGACUCGUGAUUAGCAGCAAGCCAAAAAAUGACGCAUCGAAAGCUUCGAAACAACAACAACCCGCGCGAAGAUUUUUGCCGUCACAGAUGCCAAUACAAUCGACCAGUAGAGACAACCAAUCGGGAAAAAAUGUUCUCAAUCGAAUGGGCAAAGCGCAGGGGCCGCUUUUCGCUCUUUAUCAAUACAUGGAAAAUAGAAUUAGGGUUAAGAUAACCACGAGAAACGACAGAGGAGUUCGAGGCUACGUGGAGGCGUACAUUGCCGCGUUUGACAAACACUGGAAUCUGGCUCUGGAGGACUGUUUCGAGCACUGGACGAGAAAAGUGAAGAGAAAAGCUCCUGCUCUCGGUGAUCCAAGUGUCGACCCGUUGUCAGUGCCAUCGACAUCGAGUGUGAACUCAUCGACCAAAGUGAUCUCGAGGACGAAAAAAUUCGAAACUCUUGAGAGGCAUGUGCCUCAAUUAUUGCUGCGUGGUGAACACGUGGUAAUGGUCAACAAAGUCAUUAGUUAAAUGGUGGCUGCAUUAUAAAAUUGUACAUAUAUUUUGAUUUUAAAUAAACUGACGAUUUUUGCUACGCACUGAAUGUGUUUUCAUUUAGCAACCGAAUGUAAACAGUCCCACGUGCCCGCGCGCACUUGUUGCCUUUAUCAUCGUUGCCGCGGCUCGAGAUACAAACAGCAUAAUACACUUGUUCUGCAAAACCGUUGCAACUGCUGCUGCCGGUGCGCAGAGGUUAUUUGCUGUAUUGUUUACCGUUCGUGCUCGGUGUUGGAAGUUGAAAAGUGUUAAAAGACGAGAAAAGUUUCUUGAUAGUGGCCAAGGCAUUUU